Lethenteron reissneri (Far Eastern brook lamprey) is the source of this 3581-nucleotide messenger RNA. Its product is annotated as calpain-5-like. Gene Ontology annotation, cellular component: cytoplasm. Gene Ontology annotation, molecular function: calcium-dependent cysteine-type endopeptidase activity. The record is from RefSeq and is a predicted model, not a curated record. Lineage: Eukaryota; Metazoa; Chordata; Hyperoartia; Petromyzontiformes; Petromyzontidae. Gene Ontology annotation, biological process: proteolysis.
GCUGAGUCGACCUACAGCCAGGGGGUUGUGGUGGUGCGGAUGGGAUUCUGAAUCCGUGUAGUGUUUUGUUUGGAACUUCCCGCCGAUGGACGAUGAACACGAUGGCUGUGGGGCGAGGUGAUCCCCUACAGAGACGGCGGCGUUGGCGGUCGUGGCGGUGGUGCCUUGCCAACAUGCACGCGAAGCCGUUCCGCGGGCAGUGUUACUCCAAACUCCGGCGGGAAUGCCUCUCGGCGGGACGGCCUUUCGAAGACCCGCUCUUCCCGGCGUCCGACUCGUCCCUGUACCACACCAAGCCGCCUCCCGCGCACGUGGAGUGGAGGAGACCCACGGAGCUGUGCACUUUUCCCCGCAUGGUGAUCGGAGGCAUCAGCGCUCACGACCUGAACCAAGGCACGCUGGGAAACUGCUGGUUCGUGGCCGCCUGCUCCUGCCUGGCCACUAGGCCGUCCGUCUGGAGCAAGGUGAUCCCAGACCCCUUCAGCCAGUGCUGGGGCAGCGGGGGGCCCAAUCCGCACCCGGGGAUCUUCCACUUCUGCUUCUGGCGCUUCGGCCAGUGGCUGGACGUGGUGGUUGACGACCGGCUGCCCACCUCCGACGGGAAGCUGCUCUACUGCAGCUCGAGCGAGCCUUCCGAGUUCUGGAGCGCCCUUCUGGAGAAGGCCUACGCCAAGCUGUGCGGCUCGUACGAGGCGAUGGACGGGGGCAGCACUGCGGCGGCGCUGGUGGACCUCUCGGGCGGGGUGUCGGAGCCCCUCGACCUCACCGACAGCGCUCUCGCCCGCGACGCCAUCCGCAAGUUCCACCUCUUCGGCCGCCUGCUCAAGGCGCACUCGCGCGGGGGCCUCAUCAGCUGCUCCAUCCGCGCCACCGCGGAGGAGCUGAAUCGGCGGCUGGCGAGCGGCCUGGUGCAGGGCCACUCCUACUCCGUGACGUCAGUGCGCAAGGUGCAGCUGGCGCCGCGGGACGGCGGCGACGGCAGCCACAAGCAGUACCUGCUGCGCAUGCGCAACCCGUGGGGCCACCGCGAGUGGAACGGGUCGUGGAGCGACACGUCCGAGGAGUGGAAAAUGGUCAGUGGGAGCGAGCGCCAACGGAUGGGAAUUACGGUGCGGAACGACGGGGAGUUCUGGAUGUCGCUGACCGACUGGUGUAAUAACUUUACGGAUGCGGUGGUGUGUCGCCUGGUGAACACGGCGCUGCUGAGCGUGCGCAAGACGUGGGAGGAGGUGCGCUCGUUCGGAGAGUGGGUGCCGUCGCCCGAUCCACGGCGCAACCGCGCCGGGGGCUGCAGCAACUACGACACCUACUUGCAGAACCCGCAGUACAUGUUCCAAGUCCAGAAGGACAAAGACGAGAUACUCAUCUCCUUGCAGCAGCAGGACCGGGACCCCAGUCAAGCCUUGACUAGGCCCAGAAAAGUUUCCAUCGGGUUCCUCAUCUACAAGGUGGAGGAGAACCGAAGGUACCGCUUGCACAGAGCCCCCGAACGUGUCGCCGUCUCCAAGUACAUCAACGCGCUCAAUGUCUUCCUGCGGCUGGAGCUGGCGUGUGGCCGCUACGUCAUCAUCCCCUCCACGUACCGCCCAGGCAUCCCCAGGCGCUUCCUGCUGAGGCUCUACUCCGACGUGGCAUCGAAUUUCCGGGAGCUGACCAAGGACAGUCCGCUCGAGUCGUGCUGGGUCAUGUUCCAUCGACCCCCGGUGAGGGUGGUCACCGUUCACCUUCGCGCUGCCAAGGUCCCCGGCAAGACAGGCAUCAGCCCGUAUGGAGUGAUCAUCUGCGAGGACGUGCGGGUGAAGUCCGACGUCUUCAAGGGCACGCAGGAGGCGGCCUUCAACACGAGGGCCAUCUUCUACCAGCGAAGGCCAGACAAGCCCAUUGUCAUCCAGGUGUGGUCAAGCCACUGGCUCAAGGACGAGCUCCUUGGCGAGGUGGGGCUGCCGGAACUGAACCAGGCCGAAGACGAGCACACGCUGCAGCUGGAGACGCGGGAGGGCGGCGGUGGCAGCGGUGGCGGCACCGUCAUUGUCCACGUGCGGUGCAGCGACGACAUCACGGCGCUCUGAGCCCGGGACCACGAACUCACGAACCCACGAACCCCCUUCUCCCCUCCCCUCCCACCUCAACUCCACACCUCCACGCACCGCCAACCCCCGAGAGAUCUUCCGAAUUUGCUCAUGAGCAAGGAGCAGGACGGAUAAGAGGGAGUCGCGCAGCAAUUGGAUCUGUGGGUAAUUGGGAUGGCGUGGACAUUGAGGCUGUACCGUCACUUGUGACGAGCAAGGCGUCCAUUGGCCAAGAUUGGCUUAUUGCGCCCCCUGAUGGCCACUUUCGGAAAAGGCAGUCUGCAAGUAUGGCUGUGGGUCAGUGUUGAGACUGUGUGUCAGUGUUGAGGCUGUCAGUGUUGAGACUGUGGUUCAGUGUUGAGACUGUGUGUCAGUGUUGAGUCUCUGUGUGUCAGUGUUGAGGCUGUGGGUCAGUGUUGACACUGUGUCAGUGUUGAUACUGUGUGUCAGUGUUGAGUCUCUGUCAGUGUUGAGGCUGUGGGUCAGUGUUGAGACUGUGUGUGUCAGUGUUGAGUCUCUGUGUGUCAGUGUUGAGACUGUGUGUCAGUGUUGAGACUGUGUGUCAGUGUUGAGUCUCUGUGUGUCAGUGUUGAGUCUCUGUGUGUCAGUGUUGAAACUGCGUUAAUCAGUAUCGCCAUCGAGUGUGUAGGCGGUGCAACUGCACCACGAUGGGUUCCGGACGCUGGGCUACGAAGGACAGUGGUGGAGCGUGGUGGCUGAACAUCUGUGCCAAAGAGCUUCAUAGCUCAUCGGAUUCGUCCAGUAUUGAAAUAAAGACGAUGAGUGGGUUCGUGCUGAGGCUGAUCAAAUUCCUCGCUUUGCAUCUGUCAAGUCAAAGUAUGAAAAACAAGAAUAUGUUUGACCAUUUCUGGCAAUAAAAGUACCCGUUCGCCUUUUGGCGUUCUCUGGUCUGACUCUGGUGAGACGGGGUCAAUCAGUUUCAAAGACAAUGCCAUAUGUUAUCGGAGCAUGUUUGUGUUUGCAUGUUUACCACAGGUACGUGUGGUUAAUGCAAACUUGAUUCCCGGCAAAAUGAAUCUAUUUGGUGUUUUAACAUCUUAACACCUCCUGUUUUAUUGCCAGAAAGGGUAAAAUACAUUCUUAUUUUUCAUACUUUGAUACUGGCAAAAAAGGUAUUCCAUGAUAUAAGUCAAGUUUAUUUUGUGUGACUGGGUGAGAAAUAAAGAUACCCUAAUGAGUUUCAGUUGCAAGGGUGACCUAGGGAUCAAAAAUAUGACCAACCAUGAAACAAGUUGAACACGGUAGAGCGAUGUAGUAAAUAGGAAUCAAUGCAAAAACAACAACUCGGUCACGUGGUGAAAUCAACACCAUUUCACAAAGGUACAAGAUCGGUGUUUAUGGAAUCGGCUUGGGCAGAUACAUAUCUCAGACCGACCGUAGCGCGAUCACCGAAUGAAGGCACAGAAAUGUUGAACAGAAAUCGGUGUGCGUCUCGUGUGCGUGGCAAGGAUACACGUCAUCUGUGUGGCGUGGCGUGAGCAUGUGAACAUA